Salvelinus sp. IW2-2015 is the source of this 4717-nucleotide messenger RNA. The record is from RefSeq and is a predicted model, not a curated record. NCBI's taxonomy places the organism in Eukaryota, Metazoa, Chordata, Actinopteri, Salmoniformes, Salmonidae.
ACACCUGGGGAAGUUGUCUACUUUCACAAAUCGUUCUGCACCGGCGCACAACUGGGCUUCAAUAUGUUGUGGACAUAAGGAACCUCAUGUUGAUAAUAAGGGAAUGUACAGUAUCGAUUCGCACUUGACUGUAAAUAAAUAUUUUGUAUGCUAAACGCACGGAUUGUUAUGCGUUACCAUGGCUUUGUCGGAACUCUAUACGAAGUACAACAGAGUGUGGAUACCGGAUGCAGAGCAUGUCUGGAAGUCAGCAGAGAUCCUGAGAGACUUCAAACCUGGAGAAGAGGCUUUAGAACUGCAGCUUGAGGAUGGCACUGAGAUGGUGUACCCCCUGGACAAAUCCAGUCCUCAGCUCCCUCACCUCCGCAACCCUAAUAUCCUGGUGGGAUCGAAUGACCUGACAGCUCUCAGCUAUCUCCACGAACCUGCCGUACUACACAAUCUCAAAGUGCGCUUCGUGGAGUCCAACAUCAUCUACAGCUACUGUGGAAUCAUCCUGGUGGCUGUCAACCCAUACAAGCAGCUUCACAUCUAUGGAGAUGCAGUCAUUCGGGCGUACUCUGGACAGAACAUGGGAGCUAUGGACCCUCACAUAUUCGCUGUGGCAGAGGAGGCUUACAAACAGAUGGCCAGGAACAAUAAGAACCAGUCUGUUAUAGUGAGUGGUGAGUCUGGAGCGGGGAAGACUGUGUCUGCUCGGUAUGUCAUGAGGUACUUCGCUAUGGUCAGCAAGUCUGGCAGCAAAACACGUGUGGAAGACAAAGUUCUGGCAUCCAAUCCAAUAACUGAGGCUAUAGGAAAUGCCAAGACGACCAGGAACGACAACAGCAGUCGCUUUGGGAAGUACACAGAGAUCAGCUUCGACAGGAGAUAUCAGAUCAUCGGGGCCAACAUGAGGACGUAUCUCCUGGAGAAAUCUAGAGUGGUUUCCCAGUCAGAGAACGAGAGAAACUACCACAUCUUCUACCAGAUGUGUGCCUGUGCAGAGCAGUCUGAGUUCAAGAGCCUGAGAUUGUUGAGUGCAGAGGAGUUCAGGUACACCUGUAUGGGCGGGGAGACGGGCAUCGAGGGGGUGGACGACAGGAAGGACAUGGAAGAGACACGCAGGACCUUCUCGCUGUUGGGGUUAACGGAGGACUUCCAGUCGGAUGUGUUCAAGGUGCUGGCUGGGAUUCUACACCUGGGGAAUGUAGAGAUCAGAGACGUCGGAUCAGACAGAUCAUCAGUUAGUUCCAGUGAUCAACACCUAGCUGCUUUCUGUGACCUUCUCGGGGUCAGUCCUGAUGGUGUUACCCGUUGGCUGUGCCAUCGCAGGAUAGCCAUGGUGGCAGAGACGGUGGUGAAGCCGGUGCCCAGUGAACGGGCUGUGAGCGCCAGAGAUGCCCUCGCCAAGCAGAUCUAUGCCCACCUGUUCGACUGCGUCAUCCAGAAGAUCAAUGCAGCCCUGCAGGUGCCAGGGAAACAGCACUCCUUCAUAGGAGUACUGGAUAUCUAUGGAUUUGAAACAUUUAACAUCAACAGUUUUGAACAGUUUUGCAUCAACUACGCCAACGAGAAGCUUCAGCAACAAUUCAACUUGCAUGUGUUCAAGCUGGAGCAGGACGAGUACAUGAAAGAGGAUAUUCUGACUCUGAUAGACUUCUAUGAUAACCAGCCGGUCAUUGACCUGAUUGAAGCUAAGAUGGGCAUCCUGGACCUGCUGGAUGAAGAAUGCCUGUUCCCACCAGGUACCAGAUCAAACUGGCUUCAGAAGCUUAUGUAUAACUGACCCUGGUCUGACAACCCUCUGUUUGAGAAGCCCAGGAUGUCUAACAAGGCCUUCAUCAUUCAACACUUUGCUGACAAGGUAGAAUAUCAAUGCUGGGGUUUUCUAGAGAAGAACAGAGACACAUUGUAUGAAGAGCUGGUGGAUACCAUGAGAACCAGUAAGUUUCCUCUCCUGGCCAACUUCUUCCUGGAGGUGGAGCCAGAUGGGUUGGGCAGUAAAGGCAUCAAAGUGAGGCCUGCCCGGCCUCGGGUGAAACCAGCCAAUAAGAACCACAGGACCACUGUGGGAGAGAAGUUCAGCAGUUCUCUGUACCUGCUGAUGGGGACUCUGAACGCCACCACCCCUCACUACGUACGCUGCAUCAAGCCCAACGAGGAAAAGAUGCCGUUUGAGUAUGACUCCAAGCGGGUGGUCCAGCAGCUGAGGGCGUGUGGAGUCCUGGAGACCAUUCACAUCAGCGCUCAGAGUUACCCUUCCAGGUGGACGUACAUAGAGUUCUACAGCCGGUACAGUAUACUAAUGAGUCAAGAGGAGCUGGGCCUCAACCACAAGAAACUGGCCUGUAAGACAGUGCUGCAGAGGCUAAUUCAGGACUCAGACCAGAACAAGUUUGGCCGGACCAAGAUCUUCUUCCGAGCGGGUCAGGUGGCCUACCUGGAGAAGCUUCGAUUGGACCGUCUCCGAAAGGCAUGUCUGACCAUCCAGAAGCACGUGAGGGGGUGGAGCCACAGGAGGAAGUUCCUUCGCAUGAGGGAGGCGGCUAUCGUCCUCCAACAGUACGUCCGUGGACAGCGGCAGAUAUGUAAAACGGUGACGGCUGMAGCGUUGAAGCAGGGCUGGGCUGCUGUGGUCAUUCAGAGGUACUGGAGAAGUUAUCUGACCAGACAGAUCUAUAGAAUGGUCCGUUUCUCCUCUAUCAUCAUCCAAGCCUUCACUAGAGGCUGGAUCGCCAGRAAACGCUACAAAAAGAUGGUGGAGGUGCAGAAAGCAAUAAUCUUACAGAAGUAUGCCCGGGCGUGGCUCRCCAGGAGACGCUUCCAGAGCCUGCGCCGCCUGGUACACAAUGUACAGCUCUCCUACAGGUGCCAGCAGCUCAGGAAGAAACUGGAAGAUCAGGCCAAAGAGAACCGUGGGCUGUUGGAGAGGCUGACAGGUCUGGCCGGUGCUCACGCCCAAGGUCUAGACAAGCUGCGCUGUCUGGAGGCCCAGCUGGGGAAAUCAGCCACUGAGAAGGCUUCGCUAGAGGAGCAAGAGAAGAAGAGCAAGGAGGAUGCCACGAAGACGAUAGCUCAGCUUCAAGAGGAAAAAGACAAAUUAAUCGUUGAAAAGCAGAACUUGGAAAAAAAGUGUGCAGAUUCAGCAACAGAGAUGAAAGAACAGCUGUCAGAACUACGACAACAUAAACAGGAGCUGGAAGUUCAACUGGAGAAGCAGGCCAGAAAGAGACCGGGCUGUUGGAGGAGGCCUGCUGAGAAAGGAUUGAGAGGGAGAAGCAGAGGUGGAAGGGACAGGGAGGAUGUGGAAGAGGGUGGAAGGAGGACGAAGCUAACAAACACCAAUAUCAAGAGCCUUCAAACAUCCGAGGAAGCCAAUCAAACACCAGCGCCCACUAUUACCAACGAAUACCUUGGCAUGUUGGAGUACAAGAGGGAGGAUGAAGCCAAGCUCAUUCAAUACGUCAUUCUGGACCUGAAACCCAGAGGGGUACUGGUUAACAUGAUCCCCGGCAUGGCUGCUCAGCUUCUCUUCAUGUGUGUCCGUCACGCUGACUACCUUAACGACGGAGCCAAGCUCAAGUCUCUCAUGAACKCCAUCAUCAGUGGGGUUAAAAAGGUCAUCACGGAUCACCAAGAAGACUUUGAGUUGCUAUCGUUCUGGCUGUCCAACACGUAUCACAUGCUCAGCUGCCUGAAGCAGUACAGUGGAGAAGAGGAGUUUAUGAAACAGAACACUCCGCGUCAGAACAAGAACUGCUUGCGGAACUUUGACUUGUCUGAACACAGACAGAUCUUCAGUGUUGUCCAACAGGCUGUGAAACAGACCUUCUUCCUGGUGGGUGCGGACACACUCAACAACAUCCUGCUACGCAAAGACAUGUGCUCCUGUAGGAAGGGCAUGCAGAUCAGAUGUAACACCAGUUAUACCCUGUCGUCGUGGCUAAAGGAGAAGGAACUAGUGCAGGGUACCAUGGCUACUCUGAAGCCUCUGUCUCAGGCUGCCUGGCUGCUGCAGGUCAACAAGACCACUGAUGACGACAUCAAAGACAUCACAGAGCAUUGCUCAGAACUCAGCCCUGUACAGAUUGUCAAGAUUUUGAACUCUUACACGCCCACUGAUGAUUUUGAGAAAAGGGUGGCACCGUCAUUCGUCCGCAAAGUUCAGGGCUUGCUCCAAGACCGUGAGGGGGGAUGCUCCCAGCUGAUGCUGGAUACCCAGUAUCGUUUCCAGGUCACCUUCCCCUUCACCCCGUCCUCUCAGGCCCUGGAGCUACUGCAGAUACCAUCCAGCCUCAAACUGGGCUUCCUCACCAGGAUCUAACCUCUAACCUCUGACCUCUGACCCCUUCACCCCGUCCUCUCAGGCCCUGGAACUACUGCAGAUACCAUACAGCCUCAAACUGGGCUUCUUCACCAGGAUCUAACCCCUGACCUCUGACCCCUUCACCCCGUCCUCUCAGGCCCUGGAGCUACUACAGAUACCAUCCAGCCUCAGACUGGGCUUCUUCACCAGGAUCUAGUGAUCUCUGUGGUGUUAGAGAAGCGGUCCAGUAACCUCAAGGUGGCUGGUUUUUAAUCCCAGUGAUGAUUGGGGAAAAGCUGGCAGGAGUGAAGUUGCCACUUUCUACUAGAGUCUCAGGUGGCUCCGACUGCCAUUGUGUCCUUGAGCAAGGCACUCCUAACCAAUCAAUCAAUCAAAUGUAUUUAUAAAGCCCUUUUUACAUCAGCCGAU